UGUCAGUUGCUGUCAGAACGCGGCGCAAGCGUGACGUAUCGCCGCGUUCGACAUUUCGUUUUACCGGUUCUUUAUUAUCAGUAUCGCAUACCGUGACCAGUGUUUCAAAGAAAACUAUGUAAAGUGAAUAGUUAUAAAACUUCUACAUCGGUUAUCGGUAUAGUGAAUUCAUCUAAUCGAGUGCUAUUAUAAUAAAGCACUUGUAGGUAUCGCGGUUUGUAGCUUCACUAAUAUCGUGAGGUAGUGCCUAAAUAUUGCCAGUGUGUGAUGUGCAGUGUGCGUUAGCACUCGCUCGGAGUUAUGUUUAUCAAAGCUGGCCCUGGGACCGGCGAAGAGGAGAGACGCGGAUCCGUAUCUAAUUGGUUUUCCUCGUUGAGACGAGGCGGGAGACGGAGACGUGAAGAUACCACCGUCCCGUCCGGCUAUGGCUCUCUGGGCCGAAGAAAAGAUGGUACACAAGGUCGAGGGAAGACAAGAUCCGCCUGGGACCUCACCACCGUUACCAGAAUGCAACUCAAAGAUGAGCUGGGCGAAGUUGUGGCGGAGCUGGAGGCUCUCGACGGCCAGGAGGAGUGCAAACAGAAUAGCAAAGCCAAACAGAUGAGCAUAGGCAGGAAAAAAUUCAAUAUGGACCCCAAGAAAGGCAUAGAAUACCUCUACGAGAACGGAUUGCUGCAAAGGACACCAGAGGAUGUGGCGCAAUUUCUUCACAAAGGCGAAGGCCUCAGCAAGACGGCUAUCGGCGACUACUUGGGCGAGCGGUCAGAGUUCAAUGAAGCCGUCCUUCGAGCCUUCGUCGAAUUACACGACUUUACGGAUUUAAUAUUAGUACAAGCGUUAAGACAAUUCCUCUGGAGUUUUCGAUUGCCGGGCGAAGCUCAGAAGAUCGACAGAAUGAUGGAGUGCUUCGCGCAGCGCUACUGCCAAUUGAACCCGGACAUCUUCACGAACGCUGAUACAUGUUAUGUGCUGAGUUUCGCCAUCAUCAUGCUGAACACGUCGCUUCACAACCCCAGUGUGAAAGACAAGCCGGCGCCUGAACAGUUUGUAGCCAUGAACCGUGGUAUCAACAAUGGCGGAGACUUACCUCAUGAAUUGCUCUUGUCAUUAUACGAGUCUAUAAAAACGGAGCCCUUCAAAAUACCCGAGGACGACGGCAAUGAUCUGAUGCAUACUUUCUUCAAUCCGGACAAAGAGGGAUGGCUCUGGAAGCAAGGAGGAAGAUACAAAUCAUGGAAGAGACGCUGGUUCAUAUUGAAUGAUAACUGUUUAUAUUACUUCGAAUACACGACGGACAAGGAGCCGAGAGGCAUCAUUCCAUUAGAAAAUAUAUCGGUGCGGCCCGCCAGCGACCGGCAGCGGCCGCACUGCCUGGAGCUGUACGCGAGCGGCGGCGCGGACCUCAUCAAGGCAUGCAAAACUGAUUCAGAAGGAAAAGUCGUUGAAGGAAAACACACCGUUUAUAGAAUGUCAGCGGCGACGGCGGAGGAGCGCGACGAGUGGAUAGAGUGCUUGCGGCGCUCCAUCAGCCACAACCCCUUCUACGACAUGCUGGCGCAGCGCAAGAAGAAGGCGCAGCACAGCGCGCACGCCGCGCACUAGCACACACACACACACCGACAGACCUACAGACCGACAGACCGACAGACUUACAGAUCGACAGACGGACAGACCUACAGAACGACAAACCUACAGACCUACAGACCGAUACACCGACAGACUUUUUAUUGAGGGGGAAAAUGCUAUAUAGCACCGUCAGACAUUUAAGCUACAUGCCUGGUUUGUGUCGUGUUCAGGAUCAUUAGUGUUCAAGUUUUGAAGAAACAGACCUAAGUGUAUACAAACUGUUAGUGUUUGCUUUUGAGAAAUGUAAACGAUCGAAUACUGAAACAUUUAAAAACACCGUCUUAUAAUGCAAAUCUCAUUGAAAUUUUGAUUUUAUAAAGCGGCGUUUAUUGAAGUUUGAUUCGUUUCAGUAUUCGUAAGUAACAUCACAAUAACUAUAGACUAACCGAGAAUAUAAAAUCCUUAGCUUGAAGGAGAUUCAAUAGACUUCUUUGUUACCAGUUCUGUAAUUUUUCGUGUUAUGUCAAAGGAUUUUAUAUUUCUGGCCAUCCAAUAAUUCCAAUAAGUCGUAAAUCAGCAUUUUUGUGCUAUUUCGCUUGGAAAUAGAAAAUAGCAUAUCUAUGAUUGGGUUCAUGAAUUCCAAAUAAAAUUCUUCUGCAAAGAGUAAUGUUGUACAAUCUACAGAAUUACCAAUAGGUAAAUUGUGCCCUCGUUAAUUAUUUUUGUUGAUUUAAAAGUGUUAAAACGAGGGAAUGUCAAUUUUUGAACGGAGGUUUGUGAUAUCCAACCAUUCGUCCUUAAUUAAAAUAUUUUUUAUUUGUAAUUUUGUACAUUAACUUAAUCAGAAAAAAAAUUUCAUCAGAAAAUUCAAUUUGAACAAUAAAAUGCACAAAGUUUUUUUUUCUGUAAUAAAACUGAUUUAUAACAAUGAUAAAGUGACGUUAAUUUAUUUAAAGUCAAUUGAAUAUUAAAAGGAUUAUUUGAAAAUUACAUAAACAUUCGUCUUGAACGUAGAUAAAUAAUAAUUUGAAGUAAUUUAUUAAUAAUAAAUUAAAUGAAUAUUUGUGAUUGAGAAAGUUGGUAAUUUAGAUUGUCCAUGUAAAUAAGGAAAGGAAGACUGAGCGAGUAAUGGUUUUAAGAUAAAAAAAAAAAUCACACAACGGAAAAAAUAAAACUCCAAAAUUAAUAAAACUGACUUCCAUGAAAAAAGUGCCUGAUUAUACUGUAAUAUACCAUCGCCAUAAAACCGAUAGAAAAUCUAUAGAAAUAAGUUUUGUAAAUCAUUUGAUAUUUUUAAAUACUUAUGUAAUUCUUAUUAUUAUAUGAAAUUAACAGAUUUUCACUCAUCUAGGUUCAUAGAAUUCUUUCUUUCUUGUAUUUUUAGCGAAAUCUUGAUUCAUACAUCGAAAUGUUAGUUUUUAUAUAAUAAGAAUUGCAUAUGUAUUUAAUAUCUAAAUAUAAAUAAUCAGUUUAGGCGAUUGUGUUCCAUUUACAAUUUUACAAUAAUUUGCGAUUUAUGAAGUGUUCAAUGUUUUUAAGAGAUUUUUUGACAUGUUUUCGGAUGUCUUUGGUAGAUAUAUUGCGUUUGUAUGUUACAAGGAUGUUCCGGUGAGUAGCACUGAUAUCGAUUCUGUCAGAAAAUAUGUACUAAAUAAUCAAAAAAUGGUAAAAGAGGGCGCUAGUGAGUUAACAAUUUAGUUUCAAUUAUGUCCACCGGGUCAAAUAACUUGUCGGUCUAUAGCCGUGGUUAUCCGAUGACGCCCAGAAUCGCGACGCGCUCUUUUGCUCAGCCCUCUUACACAAAGUAAUAUUCGAUUAUAACUAUCGCAUACAAAAGUUAAAAAUAUUGAAACUGUAUAUGACAUUCGAUAAAUUACGUACUUGUCACAUAGUCAUUUCUAUGCCUUUUGACACAUUUUGUCCAUUCUACUAGCAAUAUCGCUAGUAGAAUCGACAAAAUAUGUAGGAAUAUAGACCUACAAGGAUCUUAUGGCAGUUUGACAUUGACGGAAGCUGCUAGUUUUUAUUGUUAGCGGGAACCUAAAAUUCCCAGCAUCUUUUGAAAUUCUCUCAUGUUGAAAACAAAACCAAACUACAUGCUAUUUUUUUACUAAAUUGAAUAGCGACAAACAACAGUGCAGUUCCCGCUUCCUCAUUAGUCGAAAAAUGACAUUGUGAGUUCACAAAAUUACCAACAUCCAUAUAAUUCUUGUAGGUCUGUAAAUACGUGCUUAUCGCAAGUUAUUGUCAGAAACAUUUUUGCUUAUCAGUGAUAUCGAUAAUCGAAUAUUACUUUGUCUAUGGUCUACUUUGUACUGUAAUAACGCCAUAAGUUAUGACGUCAUCGGCAAAACUGCUCACGAGUGUUGACACGUCUCA
Molecule: messenger RNA, 3945 nt
Organism: Papilio polytes (common Mormon)
Lineage: Eukaryota; Metazoa; Arthropoda; Insecta; Lepidoptera; Papilionidae
Gene: step
Product: GTP exchange factor for ARFs 1
Exons: 9
Coding region: 301-1602 (433 amino acids)
Biological process (GO): regulation of ARF protein signal transduction
Molecular function (GO): guanyl-nucleotide exchange factor activity
Source: RefSeq, a predicted model, not a curated record